AAAAGAACGUACUAGUAGAUAAUCUCCUGCCACCUUCAUCUGUCAUUUUCAAAUUUUACCAGGCUGAAGACGUUCAGUCACCUUCGCACCUGUCUGCUUGCUCAAUGCUCCAAGACCUGCCCGUCGAGGUCAUCCAGCAGAUCAUCGGCCACCUAUCCACCGCAUCAUCCAUAGUUAACCUCUCUCUGACCAACCGCAAAGUCCACGCCAUCAUCUCGAACGACGACUAUGCCUGCUUCCGUACGUUUGUACAGAGAGCCUUUCCGUCGCUCAAGACACCACCGAUUUGGCGAGACUCCGCACGUGCCUUGACAUCACGAUCGCGUGCUUGGGACCGCAGAGCCUUUGUGGCCAGGGAGUGUCACCCGCCUCCAGACAAGGCCGAACCUCCACAGAACUUCAUCCCAACAGUAGGCUACCACCCCGUCAUCGACAGCUAUGAGACUUGGCCUGGGUCAACGUGGCUCAGCCGCAAGGAAGUCCUAGCAUGGGGCGCUGCUGGUCGCCUUAGAGUACGCAUCAUCCAAAACGGUGUGGCAACAUGGGGUUCUUUUCAAAUUCCAGAUGAUCACAGACAGGAGCUCGACAUUCUGGAUGUCCGACUUCUGCUUUCUCACCAGCAUGACAAUAAAGCAGGCGAAUCCAUCGUCCUCAGACGAGCUAACGGAGAGCUAAUCAGAGUCGAAACGGGCCCGAGAUUGGACGUCUUCAAAGAGAAAUCCAGAUACAUCGUCCCGCCAGACGUGACCUGCAUUGACAUCAGCAAAGACGCACACCCCAUUCUCGCCGCUUGCGGAGGUGACUCAAUCCAUUUGUACCCAGUUCACGCCUCAGAACGCAAUGUUCGACCCGUGGACAGCGUAGUUGUCCAAAGUUCUUACGCUGUCCGUAACCGCAAAAGAUGCGCCACGUUCCUCUCGGAUACCAGUCUAGCUGUGGGCGUACAGUUUCUGCAGGGCCGGAACCGAGCACCCAUCAAUGUCUACGACAUCAGUCCGACAGGAUUAUCGGCUACCCCUUUGCAUGAAUCCAUUUCUUUUGCAGAGUCAAGCCAUGCUGUUAUAGGCCGCCACAGUGCUAACGUCAUCGUUCCCCUGGACGACUGGGGCACGUCCACCCGUCGACCUGGCCAGAUUUUCCUGUCAGGCUGGACCGACGGCAUCGCCAGACUGCACGAUACGAGAGUACCAACAAGAGCUGUCACAGAAUAUGUCGAUUUUGUGGACGACGGGCAAAUCCUUUCACUACUGCCAAUCGGUCACGAACGGUUUAUGGCUGGAAGCCACCAGAACGGCUGUUUGAAGAUUUUCGAUCUUCGCAUGGCUGGUGCUAGACCAUAUUCAUAUCUCGAUGCUCGGCGUCCCAGCCCAUCCACUCGAAUCUCAUCACGUUCUGGCUCCACUACACCCCACUCGAAAGAUCGACGAGACAUCAACAUCUUCCUAACGCCAACCAUCAAUUAUGGCGAGCGACUCUGGCAGCCACUCGCACGUCGCCCUGCCCGUCGCUCUAACCGCUAUCGAGGCUCGGUGUAUUCCCUGUCAAGUCCGUCGCCCAGCUCGCCGACCGUAUACGCCGGUAUCGAGAACCACGUCUUGCGCUUGGACUUUGUCUCAACCGAUGAUUACAGGAGUGGAAAGCAGGGUCUUGUGGACCCCUCGCUCGGCCUGUACGACAAGACGAAUCAUGUACUCAACCUCUCCUGUUACGAACGGCCCCGUAAAGGUCAUGAGAGCACGGAUCCCGUGCUCUUACGGAAGCAGCUCAAUCUGAUCAGCGGUGGCAAAAAUGAUUCCGCCGUUGAGCCGCACGUCGGUACCAGUCUACAUACUGAAGCGGAACCAGGUUGGGACGAACGUUGGAGUCUGGAAACCUUUGACAGGAAUAGGGGUCGAGGUCUCCACUGGGGAACAACAAGAGAGGUGGUUGGGUAGUCCCAUGCACGAGUGAGGAGUUCUGUUUCGGAAAAGCCGGUACCAGCCCUAGCCGAAUGGAUCAUACAGGUCUGCAAAUCCGGGGUACUACUAUACGACAGGUCACCCGUUGC
Messenger RNA from Exophiala viscosa, 2047 nucleotides. RefSeq lists its product as uncharacterized. The coding region runs from base 105 to 1934 and encodes 609 amino acids. The transcript has a single exon. Gene Ontology annotation, molecular function: protein binding. The record is from RefSeq and is a predicted model, not a curated record. NCBI's taxonomy places the organism in Eukaryota, Fungi, Ascomycota, Eurotiomycetes, Chaetothyriales, Herpotrichiellaceae.